Aspergillus nidulans FGSC A4 is the source of this 1305-nucleotide messenger RNA. Its product is annotated as malate dehydrogenase mdhA. The record is from RefSeq and is a predicted model, not a curated record. Bases 71 to 1093 code for a protein of 340 amino acids. The transcript has 5 exons. Gene Ontology annotation, biological process: tricarboxylic acid cycle; malate metabolic process. NCBI's taxonomy places the organism in Eukaryota, Fungi, Ascomycota, Eurotiomycetes, Eurotiales, Aspergillaceae. Gene Ontology annotation, molecular function: oxidoreductase activity, acting on the CH-OH group of donors, NAD or NADP as acceptor; oxidoreductase activity; L-malate dehydrogenase (NAD+) activity.
CCUCUCUGUCUACCCCCGUCUUUCUAUCUUCCAUUGAUAUAUCACCUCUUGUCCUUAGGCGCCAGUUACCAUGUUCGCUGCUCGCCAAUCUUUCGGUUUCCUUCAGAAGCGGGCCUUCUCGGCCUCUGCUAGCCAGGCCUCCAAGGUUGCUGUCCUCGGUGCCAGUGGCGGCAUUGGCCAGCCUCUGUCCCUGCUCCUCAAGCUUAACCCCCGUGUUUCCGAGCUUGCUCUCUACGAUAUCCGCGGUGGACCUGGUGUCGCUGCUGAUAUCAGCCACAUCAACACUAACAGCACCGUUAAGGGCUACGAGCCUACUGAGAGCGGCCUCGCCGAUGCCCUCAAGGGCUCCGAGAUCGUCCUCAUUCCUGCCGGUGUUCCCCGUAAGCCCGGCAUGACCCGUGACGACCUCUUCAACACCAACGCUUCCAUCGUUCGCGACCUUGCUAAGGCCGCUGCCAAGGCUUCCCCCGAGGCUAACAUCCUCGUCAUUUCUAACCCUGUCAACUCCACCGUCCCCAUCGUCUCUGAGGUCUUCAAGGCCGCUGGCGUCUACAACCCCAAGCGCCUCUUUGGUGUCACCACCCUUGAUGUCGUCCGUGCUUCCCGCUUCAUCUCUCAGGUCCAGGGUACCGACCCCUCUAAGGAGGCCGUUCCCGUUGUCGGUGGACACUCUGGCGUGACCAUCGUUCCCCUGCUUUCCCAGUCCAACCACCCCAACAUUGAUGGCAAGACCCGCGAUGAGCUUGUCCACCGCAUCCAGUUUGGUGGUGACGAGGUUGUCAAGGCUAAGGACGGUGCUGGCUCCGCCACUCUCUCCAUGGCCAUGGCCGGUGCUCGCUUCGCCGAGUCUCUCCUCCGCGCUGCCCAGGGCGAGAAGGGUGUCGUUGAGCCCACUUUCGUCGAGAGCCCUCUCUACAAGGACCAGGGCGUCAACUUCUUCGCUUCCAAGGUUGAGCUUGGCCCCAACGGUGCUGAGAAGAUCAACCCCGUUGGCGAGGUUAACGAAUUCGAGCAGAAGCUCCUUGAGGCCUGCCUCGUUGACCUGAAGAAGAACAUCCAGAAGGGUAUUGACUUCGUCAAGGCCAACCCUUAAAUGAUUUAUGCUUGAAAGUAUUGCAGCAGCGUUCCUCCCUGUAUAACAGUCCUGUCACCCUAUCUGCCCCAUCAUUUCUCACUUUAUCGACUUGUAUUACAUAGGAAGAACGCGCUGCUGAUGGAGUACUCUCUUCACGGGAAUGGUGACGGGAGAUAUGACAUGUAUUUCUUAUCACAAAAUAUAAAUCAAAAUCGUAAUUACGACUUAUG